Messenger RNA from Cadophora gregata, 1851 nucleotides. RefSeq names its product pre-rRNA processing protein (gene RRP9). Gene Ontology annotation, cellular component: small-subunit processome. NCBI's taxonomy places the organism in Eukaryota, Fungi, Ascomycota, Leotiomycetes, Helotiales, Ploettnerulaceae. The transcript has a single exon. The record is from RefSeq and is a predicted model, not a curated record. Gene Ontology annotation, molecular function: snoRNA binding; protein binding. The coding region runs from base 1 to 1851 and encodes 616 amino acids.
AUGUCCUCCUUCUUCACACUCCCCUCCGCUAAAAAGCGGAAACGAAUCGAUACCUCAACAUCCAAUUCUGCCCCAAAGAAACGAAUCGCAUCCACAUCCACCGCCUCGAAAUCCAAGCCCUCGAAACCGGCCCCAAGAAAACCCCAGCGCGAUGAAAGUAUAUCUGGCAGCGACGACGAGAGUGACGGCGGUAUGGCAAGAGAAGAUGAUAUGGACUUGGAUCUAGCAGAUGGGAGCAGCAGUGAGGAAGAAGGAGGUUCAGACGCCGAAGAAACUGCAGCAGAGCGCCGUCUCCGCCUGGCAGAACGCUACCUCUCAAACAUCCGCAAUGAAGUUGAAGCUUCCGCCACGAAUGCAGACCCUUCCGCCUUUGACGCCGAAGAAAUAGACCGCGACCUCAUCGCCGAGCGUCUGAUUGAAGAUGUAGCUGAGUCAAAAGGACGCCUGUAUAGGAAUCUUGCUGGAGAACUAGAUUUUGAGAAUGCAACACAUAGCUGGUUUAGGUGGAAUAGCGAGACGGUUACGAGUAUUGCUACUUGUUCGCCGUGGGCAUAUACAGUCACGAAAGAUCUAGGUUUAAGCAAAUGGCGGAUCCAAGACCUCCCCUCUCAACAAUGGCUCCCCAAAAAAGGAAAGCGGAAAUCCAAAAAACCACCUCCCCCACCCAAACGCAAACCAGAACAAACCCUCUUUGUCCGCGGCGACAGACGAGAAAGCAAGAAUAACUCAUACCAAGGGCACGUCGACACGAUCCUCACCGUUACCGCCUCCCAAGACGGCAAAUUCGUCGUCACAGGGGGAAAAGACAGGCGCAUCGUAGUCUGGGAUGCUGCAACUCUAAAAUGCCUCCGCGUCUUCUCCCAACAUCGUGACUCUGUGUACGGGCUCGCUUUCAGAAGGGGUACAAACCAGCUGUACUCCGCUUCCAAAGACAGAACCAUCAAGAUCUGGAGUUUAGACGAACUCGCAUACGUCGAAACGCUGUUCGGCCACCAGGACGAAGUCGUCGACGUCUCAGCCCUCGCGCAGGAACGCUGCAUUUCAGUCGGAGCUAGAGACCGCACAGCGCGCUUAUGGAAAGUAGUCGAAGAGACACAGCUCGUCUUUCGCGGCGGUGGCGCCGAGAAGAAAUCCCGCUCAAAAUCCUCCUCCUCAUCUAGCAACCCAUCCCGCCCCUCCGCCCAAGAAGGCAGCAUCGACCGCGUCGCCAUGAUCGACGAGGAGAUGUUCGUCACCGGCUCCGACAACGGCUCGCUCUCCCUGUGGGUCGUCCACAAGAAGAAACCGCUCUUCGUCCUGCCCUUCUGUCAUGGCGUCGAUCCUGCUCUUCAGCUAGAAGACGUCUCGGCUGAGAAGAAACCGGAUCAGAAGGCCAGGCCGCAGGCUACGCCGAGGUGGAUCACGGCGCUGGCUACGAUCCCGUAUUCGGAUGUUAUUCUGAGUGGGAGUUGGGAUGGGGAGGUUAGGGCGUGGAGGGUGAGUGAGGAUCGGAAGAGGAUUGAGGCGUUGGGGACGUUGGGGAGUGAGGGGAUUGUUCCACCCACUACUCAAUCCACCUCAGAACUUCAAAAUGGCGACACAUCUCCUAAUAUCAAUGGCGAUGUAGCCACAGAAUCUGACGCAGUAUCACCCACAGCCCCUGUCAGAGGCGUCAUCAACGACAUCUCACUCUUCGAGAGAGGAGACAGAGGCAAAGACGGGGUAUGUGUCGUUGUGGCUGUAGGAAAGGAACAUCGGAUGGGAAGAUGGAAGAAAGUGGAUGGAGGGAAGAACGGGGGUGUUGUGUUUGAGAUACCACGGAUUGGCGGGGAGGUUGAGAAGACGAAUGGUGUUGUUGAGGUGGAUGAGUAA